Neurospora tetrasperma FGSC 2508 is the source of this 696-nucleotide messenger RNA. RefSeq lists its product as uncharacterized. The transcript is spliced from 2 exons. Gene Ontology annotation, molecular function: protein heterodimerization activity. NCBI's taxonomy places the organism in Eukaryota, Fungi, Ascomycota, Sordariomycetes, Sordariales, Sordariaceae. The record is from RefSeq and is a predicted model, not a curated record. Bases 1 to 696 code for a protein of 231 amino acids.
AUGACACCCCCACCAUACCUCUACCACGCCCUCCUCCGGCCUUCGAUUCUCCAGAUCCUCCGCGCAGCCGGCUACCACGGCGCCCGCACCUCGGUGCUCGACUCAGUAACGGACAUGGCCGCCCGCUACCUGGACGCACUCUGUCGCCUCACAGCCACCUUCGCCGCGCACAACAACGAAGAGCCCGAGACGGGCGAGCUGGUACCAACAAUAGUCGACGUGCGCAUGGCCCUGCAGCAAAUCGGCGCUCUGUUACCCGAGAAAUCGGAACUGGAACAGCUGUAUAACGGCGUGGAAGACACUCGGGGAGUGGACGCCUUUGUCGCGUGGGCGGCAGGUCCGGUCAACAAGGAGAUCAAGAGGAUAGCGCUUGACAGUGACGAGGCGACGGAUUAUCUCAAUGCUCUCAAGCUAAAACACAGCAAAAACGACGACGACUCUCGCUACACGGGCUCGCUCCUCGGCAAAUGCAUCGAACACGGCAACGUCGAGGUGGAAGGUGGCAAAUACCACAGCAUCGCCCUAUGGGAGGAGAAGAUGAAGGAAGCCGCGCGACGACCGACAUCACAACCACAACCCCAAGAAGAAGACAAGCCGGAGGGCAUCAACGGCGACAGGGAAGAUUCGCGCCCGCCAAGCUCCGGGCUGAGCUCAAUUGGCGACCAGAGCAUAGCCGACCCCAUGGAUUUGGAAUGA